This is a messenger RNA of Peromyscus maniculatus bairdii (prairie deer mouse), 1591 nucleotides long. RefSeq names its product sterile alpha motif domain containing 8 (gene Samd8). The record is from RefSeq and is a predicted model, not a curated record. Gene Ontology annotation, biological process: ceramide biosynthetic process. Gene Ontology annotation, cellular component: endoplasmic reticulum membrane; Golgi membrane; plasma membrane. Lineage: Eukaryota; Metazoa; Chordata; Mammalia; Rodentia; Cricetidae. Gene Ontology annotation, molecular function: protein binding; sphingomyelin synthase activity; ceramide cholinephosphotransferase activity.
AGAAGCUUUGGCCUUGGGGACCUUGGGGAUCUCUGGAGGACAAACCAGUACAGACCCUACCCCUUAAGUCACUGGAAACCCCAGUUGGCUGAAGCUUUCAAAAAGUACCCAGGAUGUCCGUUCAAGCCCAGGCAGCUCAUCUCCAGCCCCCACCCGCAUUGUUUCUAGGUCUGGUCCCUCAAACCCUCACUUUGAGGUGCUUGAGGUCAGAGCACUGUCCAGGGUCAGAGCCCAGCUACAAACUGGCACUGAUCGGCCUUUUCACACCAGUCAGUGGAGGAAGAGAUGGCAGGCCCUAGUCAACUCUGCAUUCGCCGCUGGACUACUAAGCAUGUAGCAGUGUGGCUGAAGGAUGAAGGUUUCUUGGAAUAUGUGGACAUUUUAUGCAACAAGCACCGACUGGAUGGAAUCACAUUACUCACCCUGACUGAAUAUGAUCUUCGGUCUCCUCCUCUGGAAAUCAAAGUCCUAGGAGACAUUAAAAGGUUAAUGCUCUCUGUCAGGAAAUUGCAGAAAAUCCAUAUUGAUGUUUUGGAGGAGAUGGGCUACAACAGUGACAGCCCCAUGAGUCCCAUGACUCCAUUCAUCAGUGCUCUUCAGAGUGCAGACUGGCUCUGUAAUGGAGAGCCCACACACAGCUGCGAUGGACCCAUCACUGACUUGAGUUCUGAGCAGUACCAGUACAUGAAUGGCAAGAGCAAACAUUCUGUUCGAAGAUUGGACCCAGAGUACUGGAAGACCAUACUGAGUUGUGUAUAUGUUUUUAUAGUAUUCGGGUUUACAUCUUUCAUUAUGGUUAUUGUUCACGAGCGAGUACCUGACAUGCAGACCUACCCACCACUCCCGGAUAUAUUCUUAGACAGUGUUCCCAGGAUCCCGUGGGCCUUCUCCAUGACUGAAGUGUGUGGCGUGAUCCUGUGCUACAUUUGGAUCCUCGUUCUUCUUCUUCACAAGCACAGGUCGAUCCUCCUGCGCAGGCUCUGUAGUCUGAUGGGCACCGUCUUCCUGCUCCGCUGCUUCACCAUGUUUGUGACCUCCCUCUCGGUGCCGGGACAGCACCUGCAGUGUACUGGAAAGAUAUAUGGAAGUGUGUGGGAGAAACUACGCCGGGCGUUUGCCAUUUGGAGCGGCUUUGGUAUGACCCUGACUGGCGUCCACACUUGUGGAGAUUACAUGUUCAGUGGCCACACAGUUGUUCUAACCAUGCUGAAUUUCUUUGUCACAGAGUAUACUCCAAGAAGCUGGAAUUUCUUGCAUACUCUAUCCUGGGUUCUCAACCUCUUUGGAAUCUUCUUCAUCUUGGCGGCCCAUGAACAUUAUUCCAUUGAUGUGUUUAUUGCCUUUUAUAUCACAACAAGACUCUUUUUGUACUACCAUACUCUAGCCAAUACCAGAGCCUAUCAUCAGAGUAGGAGAGCGAGAAUUUGGUUUCCUAUGUUUUCUUUCUUUGAAUGCAAUGUUAAUGGCACAGUACCUAAUGAAUAUUGUUGGCCAUUUUCUAAACCAGCAAUAAUGAAAAGACUAAUUGGAUGAAGACUGUAUCUCUGUAAUGAGUUUGUUGUUAAAUAUACAGUAGUUACGGAAUGAAAAC